Morus notabilis is the source of this 3891-nucleotide messenger RNA. RefSeq names its product golgin candidate 5. Bases 434 to 3550 code for a protein of 1038 amino acids. Lineage: Eukaryota; Viridiplantae; Streptophyta; Magnoliopsida; Rosales; Moraceae. The transcript is spliced from 20 exons. The record is from RefSeq and is a predicted model, not a curated record.
AGGGAAAAAAAACGGAGAUAAAAUAAUGAACGUUGCAUACAUCGGUGCAAAUAAGCAAUAUCGGAAUUUCGGACAAGAUCGGCUAGAUCGAACAGGAACUUUCUAUUCUAAUAUUAAUUUGUUUUAUUUUUUUUUCCUUUUCCUUUUUCUUUUUUGAGAAAUUAAUUAUGAACCUUUAGCUACACAGAUACAGAUUACAGUAAUUUAGUAUCAGAUUGAACGAUCUUCGCGUCUAUUUCAGAAGCGCCCAGCCCCCCUCGUGUCCCAGCCAUUUCUCUCUCUGAUUCCGCCAUUAACGAAACCGAAACAAGCACCGAUUUCACACAAAAUUUGCCAUAACUCAACAUAGAAAGCUUCAUGAUUUGACUCUCGAACACCCGAGGCGUUUCCUUCACUUCUUCCCAACUCAAUCGGACCCCUAACCAGCCAGAAGAUGGCGUGGUUUAGUGGGAAUAUUUCGUUGGGGAACAUCGCCGAUCUCGCCGGAGGGGCGGUGAAUAAGCUCCAGGAGAGCGUCAAGAGUAUCGAGAAGAAUUUCGAUAGCGCUCUCGGGUACGAUGAGAAAGAGAAGGCCGAUUCCUCUGGCAAUGAAGCUUCAGGAUUAUGGAGUUCAUCCACUGACAGGAAAGCGCUCUUUAAUCCUGUUAUGGCAUUUAUGGGACACAGAAGUACAGAAAGUGAUGCCGAGUCGUCGCAGAAACCCGAAUCUGUCGGAUCACCUGAAGUCGAGAAACCAUCAGGAGAGCAGGAAUCUCCUCAGCAUCCAUCUAUGUCAGAGGAAAAAGAAGGGGUCCAUACUGACAAACCACCGAUGGCUGCACUGGAAGAGGCUGGUGUGAAAGAAGAAAGGGAAGUUGUGACAGCAGAAACAAGUGACGAACAUCAAGAAAUGGUAGAUGGAAUAAAUGCUGUUAUGUCAGAUCCUGAAAAGGUUGAAACUGUAUCAUCUUUGGUGCCUGCUGAACCACCCGAAGCUGCUGUUCAAAAUUUUGAGCUGUCAGAUUCCGUUGAAAAUCAGGAAAGGGAAGAGAUGUUAGGAGUUGAAGCCUUAAGGAAAUUAGAAUCUGUGCAAGAAAAAUCAGGAGCCCCUAAGGUAGAUCAAGUUGAGGGUACUGAUGUUGUGCCUAAGGAGACAGAUAAUUUCACCAAUGUGCAUGAGAACAUGCAUGAACAGAAGGACGAAGUGGAGAGCACUGAUGAACAGAAGACACAAGUGGAGAGCACUGAAGAACAGAAGACACAAGUGGAGAGCACUGAUGAACAGAAGACACAAGUGGAGAGCCCUGAUGAACAAAAAGCACAAGUAGAGAGCUCCGAAGAGCAGAAGACACAUGUAGAGAGCACUGAUGAACAGAAGGCACAAGCUGAGAGUGUAGAGAUAUCUCCAGUUCAAACUGGGGGGUUGACAGAUACUAAAACUGGAAGUGGAGGUACAGCAGAGCCCUCUGGUUUAACUGAGAAUGGCAGCGCUGGACAAACUUUUAAUGAUGAAUUGCCAAGUGCAGUUCCUUCAGAUGAGGCUUCAGAGACGGUUCCUGAGCAGGUUUCAACUAAGAACAAUAUAGUGGUUGGAGUGGAUCAGCAUGUUGAUGAUAAACAAAGUUAUGUUAGUGAGCAACAUUUGAGAUCAAGAAUAAGUGCUUCUGGCGCUUCAGAUUCUGCAGUUGAACUGGAAAGAGUUAAAAAGGAGAUGAAAAUGUUGGAAAAUGCUUUGCAAGGUGCUGCAAGACAAGCUCAGGCAAAGGCUGAUGAGAUUGCCAAGUUAAUGAAUGAAAAUGAGCAAUUAAAAUUGGUGAUCGAGGAUUUGAAGAGAAAAACAAGUGAUGUAGAAAUUGAGACUUUGAGGGAGGAAUACCAUCAGAGGGUUGCAACUCUCGAAAGGAAGGUUUAUGCUCUUACUAAGGAAAGGGAUACUCUUCGGAGGGAACAGAGUAAAAAAAGUGAUGCAGCUGCUCUUUUGAAGGAAAAAGAUGAAAUUAUCAACCAGGUUAUGGCUGAAGGCGAAGAGCUUUCAAAAAAGCAGGCUGCUCAAGAGGGUCAGAUUAGAAAAUUAAGGGCUCAGAUUAGGGAGCUUGAGGAAGAGAAGAAGGGGUUGGUUACUAAGCUUCAGGUAGAAGAGAAUAAAGUAGAGAGUAUAAAGCGGGACAAGACAGCUACAGAGAAGUUGUUGCAGGAGACAAUAGAAAGACACCAAUCAGAACUUGCAUUGCAAAAAGAAUUUUAUACCAAUGCUUUGAAUGCUGCCAAGGAGGCUGAAGCUUUGGCAGAGGCACGUGCGAACAACGAAGCAAGAUCAGAACUAGAGAGUCGUCUAAGGGAGGCUGAGGAACGUGAAUCUAUGCUAGUUCAGGCACUUGAAGAUUUGAGGCAAACUCUAAGCAGAAAGGAGCAGCAGGCUGUAUUUAGAGAAGACAUGCUUCGCCGGGACAUUGAAGACCUUCAGAAACGUUAUCAAGCAAGUGAACGGCGCUGUGAGGAGUUGAUCACACAAGUUCCUGAAUCUACGAGGCCUCUUCUGAGGCAGAUUGAAGCUAUGCAGGAAACAACUGCUAGAAGAGCAGAAGCUUGGGCGGCUGUAGAAAGAUCCCUAAAUUCUCGGUUCCAGGAGGCAGAGGCCAAAGCUGCAGCUGCUGAGGAAAGAGAGCGAUCUGUGAAUGAACGCUUAUCUCAGACCUUAUCUCGAAUUAAUGUUCUUGAGGCUCAGAUUUCUUGCCUUAGAGCUGAGCAGACACAGUUAAGCAAGUCUCUUGAAAAAGAGAGAAAAAGGGCAGCUGAAAAUAGGCAGGAGUACCAUGUAGCAAAGGAAGAAGCUGACACGCAGGAAGGUCGUGCUAACCAGCUUGAAGAAGAAAUAAGGGAACUCAAGCGUAAACAUAAGCAAGAGUUACAUGAAGCUCUAACGCAUAGGGAACUGCUACAACAGGAGAUAGAAAAGGAGAAAGCUGCUCGUUUGGAUUUGGAAAGGACAGCUCGCGUCCAUUCUGUUGUCCAUUCUGUUGUACCUGAUCAAACUCCCAUUAGGCAGAAUUCUGUGUUUGAGAAUGGAAACUUGAGCCGAAGACCUUCAAGUGCUAGCAGCCUUGGGAGCAUGGAGGAAAGCUAUUAUCUGCAAGCUUCUCUGGACUCAUCUGAUGGUUUAUCGGAGAGGAAGAAUGCUGGAGAGGUAACCUUGAACCCCUAUUAUAUGAAGAGUAUGACACCAGGUGCUUUUGAAUCUGCUCUUCGUCAAAAGGAGGGUGAACUUGCAUCAUACAUGUCCCGUUUGGCAUCAAUGGAAUCUAUCCGCGAUUCUCUUGCUGAGGAGUUGGUCAAAAUGACCGAGCAGUGUGAAAAGUUAAGGGCAGAGGCUUCCACAUUACCUGGUAUUCGGGCCGAGUUGGAAUCACUGAGGAGGAGACACUCUGCAGCGCUGGAGCUAAUGGGUGAACGUGAUGAAGAGCUCGAGGAACUCCGUGCUGAUAUUAUAGACUUGAAGGAGAUGUACAGAGAGCAAAUAAACUUGCUUGUGAAUAAGAUCCAAAUUUUGAGUUCAUCAAUUGGAAAUUCAUAGCAAAUGAACGUCUAAGGUAUGAAGCCAUUUGCCAAUUCUCGUCUUUCAUGGUAUAGAUGAUGGAUUUACUCAGGAGAACGCAAUUGGCUGCUAAAAUGUUUUCCCUCCAUACCCGUUUUUUGAAGUAUGUUUUGAGCUGUAGUGUUUAGGCAACCAUAGACAAGGGUAUUUCUUUUUUUUUUUGUUCCUUUUUUAAAAAAAAACACCUUGAUAUGCAUGUAACUAUUGACUUGCUGUAUAGCACGAAUGUUGUUGUGUCAAGUAUCAAACUUGAAAAAUUUUCAAGUUUUCCUUAUUGAUAUAUUUCUAAUAAAUAAAGUGCAUUCAUUUCUUUUUUCCCU